AUGAACAAGUUUCUUCUCCUGGGCUUUUCUGCUCUGCUCUUCUCUGCAGUUGCUGAAGGCCUGAUGUGCAAAGUGUGCAAGUACAGAAUGGGCAGCCUCUGCUGGGCCUCGGGCGACCCCUGCCUAGCUGAUGAGGGGCAGUUCUGUGAGACCACGAGAGUAUACGCAGGUGAUUUUUUGAUGUACACAAAAUAUGGCUGUGGCAAAUACGCUGAGCUCUGCAACAAGACUGAGAAUAGAGACAACGCCUUGAGGACAAGCUACCGCCGCUCUUGCUGUAACGUUGAUUUGUGCAAUGGCUAA
Molecule: messenger RNA, 303 nt
Organism: Euleptes europaea (tarantolino)
Lineage: Eukaryota; Metazoa; Chordata; Lepidosauria; Squamata; Sphaerodactylidae
Product: lymphocyte antigen 6 complex locus protein G6c-like
Exons: 3
Coding region: 1-303 (100 amino acids)
Source: RefSeq, a predicted model, not a curated record